CGGUGGUGGUUGUGAAGGUGGCCAUGUGUGGCUGAGAGAUGCCCGACGGCAGGGCCGCCGUCCGCGGGCGCUCAGCCUCACAGAGGCCGCAGCCGCGCUAUGGGGCCUGGGCAGCGCCCGCAGCGGGCACGGCAUCUGCCCGCUGAGCGGCCGCGGAAUCCGGCGGCGGGAGGCGGCAGCGGAGCUGUGCUCUGGCUACCGUGAGAGGGCCGAUCGCCGCUCCUGCCCCGAGAAACCCGGAGAAGACCCCGCAGAAGGAGGCGGCUGCACACACGCCCCCCCACACGUAGCACAGGCGCUCGCUUCCCGCGCAGGGAAAGGUGGAGCCCCGUUCUCCGCCGCCCGGAAGGCGCGGGGCGCGCCCGGAAACCGCCGGCGGGCGGGAGGCGGUGCCGCGGCUGCCACGUUGGAGCGGGCCGGGGACGGGUGAGCGCCGGGGACGCCGAGUGAAAUGAAGCUGAAGGAAAUUGAUCGUACUGCCAUGCAGGCAUGGAGCCCUGCCCAGCAGCACCCCAUUUACCUGGCCACAGGUACAUCAGCUCAGCAGCUGGAUGCAACCUUCAGUACAAGUGCUUCUCUAGAAAUAUUUGAGUUGGACUUAUCAGACCCUUCUCUGGAUAUGAAGUCAUGUGCCACCUUUUCCUCCUCUCACAGGUACCACAAGCUGAUCUGGGGGCCUCACAGCAUGACCUCGGGUGAGAGAGUCUCUGGAGUCCUGAUUGCUGGGGGUGAAAACGGAAAUGUCAUUCUGUACGAUCCAGCCAAAAUCAUAGCUGGAGACACUGAAGUAAUAAUUGCCCAGAAAGACAAGCAUACGGGACCAGUAAGAGCACUUGAUGUCAACAUGUUCCAGACCAAUCUGGUGGCUUCUGGUGCUAAUGAAUCUGAAAUCUAUAUCUGGGACUUGAACAAUUUUGCUACACCAAUGACACCAGGAGUGAAGACACAGCCUCUCGAGGACAUCAGCUGUAUCGCAUGGAACAGGCAAGUCCAGCACAUCCUGGCAUCUGCCAGCCCUAGCGGCCGAGCUACUGUGUGGGAUCUCAGGAAGAACGAACCCAUCAUCAAAGUCAGUGACCACAAUAACCGGAUGCACUGCUCAGGCCUGGCAUGGCACCCUGAUGUUGCUACCCAGAUGGUUUUGGCCUCGGAGGAUGACAGGUUGCCUGUGAUUCAGAUGUGGGACCUAAGAUUUGCCUCCUCACCGCUUCGUGUUCUAGAAAGUCAUACAAGGGGUAUAUUGGCCAUUGCUUGGAGUAUGGCGGAUUCGGAGCUGCUCCUUAGCUGUGGGAAGGAUGCUAAAAUUCUCUGCUCCAACCCUAACACGGGCGAGGUGCUGUACGAGUUGCCCACAAACACACAGUGGUGCUUUGAUAUCCAGUGGUGUCCCAGGAAUCCUGCUGUCUUGUCUGCAGCUUCAUUCGAUGGGCGGAUCAGUGUUUACUCCAUCAUGGGAGGCAGCACGGAUGGCUUGAGGCAGAAGCAAGUUGACCAGCUUUCAUCGUCUUUUGGGAACCUCGAUCCAUUUGGUACGGGACAGCCCCUCCCGCCCCUGCAGCUUCCCCAGCAGACCACCCCCCAGUGUGUUGUUUUGCCCCUAAAGAAACCACCCAAAUGGAUCCGGAGACCUGUGGGAGCAUCGUUCUCGUUUGGAGGCAAGCUGGUUACAUUUGAGAAUGCCAAGUCUCAGCAGCAGCCAGGCAUCGAGCAGCAGCAGCAGUGUCACUAUGUCUACGUAAGCCAGGUUGUUACGGAGAAGGAGUUCCUUGCCCGCUCGAACCAGCUGCAGGAGGCUGUGCAGUCCGAAGGCUUUGUCAGCUACUGCCAGAAGAAAAUCGACAUGGCCCAGGCUGACUUUGAGAAAAAUGUGUGGGCUUUCUUAAAGGUGAACUUUGAAGAAGAUUCACGCGUUAAGUACCUUGAGCUCUUGGGAUACAGGAAAGAUGAUCUGAGGAAGAAGAUUGCAUCCACUCUGAAUAAAGAGGGUCUUGCAGAUGGUGACUUGGGAGAGGCUCCUGCAGAAUCUGAUGAAUCUCUACCAAACGAGGGGGAAGAAGGCCGGGCUACAGAGGAGCAGCUCUCUAGAGAGAGGGUGAAGGACCAUAAACAAGAAACUGAAGAUUUGGGAUCUGCAAAGACGACAUUUAACAUCUCUGUUAGUGGAGAUGUGGACGGUUUGAUUACCCAGGCUUUGCUGACGGGUAACUUUGAGAGCGCAGUAGAUCUUUGCUUGCACGAUAACCGGAUGGCUGACGCCAUUAUCUUGGCCAUCGCAGGCGGACAAGAGCUGCUUUCUAGGACACAGGAAAAGUACUUUGCUAAGAUGCAGAGCAAAAUUACCAGGCUCAUCACUGCAGUGGUAACGAAGAACUGGAAAGAGAUUGUGCAGUCUUGUGAUCUGCAGAAUUGGAGAGAGGCUUUGGCUGCUGUGCUCACUUACGCCAGGCCAGAUGAAUUUGCGGCCCUUUGUGAUCUCCUGGGUAACAGGCUGGAGAGCGAGGGGGACAGCCUUCUGCAGACACAGGCUUGUCUCUGUUACAUUUGUGCUGGCAAUGUGGAAAAACUCGUUGCUUGUUGGACCAAAGCUCAGGAUGGAAACAACCCCUUGUCCCUUCAGGAUUUAAUAGAGAAAGUCGUAAUCCUGCGCAAAGCUGUGCAGCUCACCCAGGCUGUGGACCCUAAUGCUGUGGGGGCUCUUUUGGCUGAGAAGAUGAGCCAGUAUGCCAACCUCCUGGCCGCCCAGGGCAGCAUUGCUGCAGCUUUGACCUUCCUCCCGGCAAACACCAACCAGCCAAACAUCGUGCUGUUACGGGACAGGCUUUGCAGAGCCCAAGGGGAGCUCCCAGUGGGGCAGGAGGCCUUCAAGGCACCGUAUGAGAGACAGCCCAUGCCCAAAGGACGAGCUGGCCCUGUGGCUGGACAGAUGCAAGGGCACCCGGCUCCAGCCCAGCAGUAUUACCAACAGGUUAGAAUUGCCCCUACUGUCACUACCUGGAGUAACAAAACUCCUACUGCCCUUCCCAGUCAUCCUCCUGCAGGCUGUCCCUCUGACACACAGGGAGACAACCCACCUCCUCCAGGGUUUAUCAUGCCAGGUGCUGUUAACCCCAACAUGCCACCGCAGCAAGCCACACCUCCCAAUUACAGCAUGUACUCACAAGCAGGGACCCGGCCAACGUACCCGCAGACAUAUCAGGCCACACAGCAGUACUCUUGUGGAACAGGGGGACCAGCUCUCUAUCAGCCUCAGCAGCCUAUCGCUGUCCCUGCUUCAGCCUCCUACCCGACCCCUGCCCCUAACACCACCCCUCCCUACCUGCCCUCUGCCCCUGCCCAUUCCAUGCCCUCCCCACUGUACCCUGGGCAGCCUCAACCCUCCCCAACAAGCCUGAAUCCUGUCUCUUCCUUCCCUCUUCCUCCUUCUGGCACAUCUUUUCAGCAUGGCAGGCCAGGACCUCCAGCAACUUCUGUGGCUUAUGCAUUACCUACUGGACCAACAGGUACUCUGCCUGCAACCAGUGACCUUCCUGCAUCCCAGAGAACAGAAAGCCUACCAACUCAAGACCAGGCCUCUCCCUUCGCAGGUGAACUAGGGCCUCAGAACGGCUGGAACGACCCUCCCGCCCUGAACAGAGCUGCCAAGAAGAAGAAGGUUCCUGAUAACUUCCUUCCCCCGGUUCCCAUCACCUCCCCCAUCAUGAGCCCGCUGGCAGAUCCGCAGUCUCAGAUGCAGCCGGCUCCGGCAGCACCCACGGGCGCACCCAGCUUCCAGGCUCCACACCUCCCUGCAGGGCAGCCGGUGCUGCAGGGUGGCUACCCGCCUGCUCCCCAGACCCUGGGGCCAUGCAUCGUGCCACCUGCUGCUUCCAAACCCAGCACGGAGGGGGCCCCUGGGGCCCCAAUCGGCAAUGCCAUCCAGCAUGUGCAGGCACUGCCAACAGAGAAGAUUACCAAGAAGCCCAUCCCUGAGGAGCACCUUAUUCUGAAGACUACGUUUGAAGCUCUUAUCCAGAGGUGCCUGCUGUCUGCUUCUGAUCCGCAAACCAAGAGGAAACUAGAUGAUGCAAAUAAACGCCUGGAGCUUCUAUAUGACAAACUUAGGGAACAGACACUCUCUCCAACCAUCAUUAGCGGUUUGCACAACAUUGUGAAGAGUAUCGAAACCCGCAACUACCAGGAAGGACUGAACAUCCACACACACAUAGUCAGCACCAGCAACUUCAGCGAGACCUCUGCUUUCAUGCCUGUUCUGAAAGUUGUCCUCACCCAGGCCAAUAAACUGGGUGUCUGAAGGAACCUUGCAUUUGCAAAGCCUUGACGGUUGCUUUUCCAAAGAAGCGCAUUUCUACGGCAAACGUGCAGGAAAUGGACCAAAUGCUAGUCCUUACGGCAUGUCGCAGUAGAGCGCUGACAAAUGGCAUUACAUUCUCCCUGCAAAAUACUUCUUUCUAGGAGGGCCAUAGAGCCCUGGUGCUUUUCUUUUUAUUUUAAUCCUUUUCCCAUCCUUAAUGAUUCUUGUCUACAAAUAGUAUAUUUAAUGGAUGAUGCCCCGUAUUGUCAAUUUUUAGAUGCAUGUUAUACUGCUAAACGGUGGCUUUUAAUAACAGAUAUGUGUUAAAACAACAGGAUAGGUUGUGUAUCAGACCCUAAACCAGAUUAUUCCCUUCCACCCCACUGUUUCUUAUCCACCAGAUUAAAGAGUCUGAUCGUAUUAUAAGUGUAUUUGGUCUUUCAUUUUAUGAAGCUGCUUGCUGUUCUGUUAUUACAAUUUACAUGUUAAAUAGCUUAAUUUUGCACUGGGGCAAAUGAGCAAAAUAAAGGCUAAUGUGAUAUUUUCAAUAAAUGUUAAUUUAUUAAAACAUG
Molecule: messenger RNA, 4863 nt
Organism: Chroicocephalus ridibundus (black-headed gull)
Lineage: Eukaryota; Metazoa; Chordata; Aves; Charadriiformes; Laridae
Gene: SEC31A
Product: SEC31 homolog A, COPII coat complex component
Exons: 30
Coding region: 452-4291 (1279 amino acids)
Biological process (GO): COPII-coated vesicle cargo loading; intracellular protein transport; endoplasmic reticulum organization
Cellular component (GO): endoplasmic reticulum exit site; COPII vesicle coat
Molecular function (GO): structural molecule activity; protein binding
Source: RefSeq, a predicted model, not a curated record